Messenger RNA from Haliotis rufescens (red abalone), 3871 nucleotides. RefSeq names its product pinin-like. The coding region runs from base 27 to 2147 and encodes 706 amino acids. Lineage: Eukaryota; Metazoa; Mollusca; Gastropoda; Lepetellida; Haliotidae. The record is from RefSeq and is a predicted model, not a curated record. Gene Ontology annotation, cellular component: catalytic step 2 spliceosome. The transcript is spliced from 9 exons.
AGUUAUCACUCACGCUUUCCUUCAAAAUGGCCGAUGGAAUGAAAGGAGUCGAUGCUUUGCAAGAAGAGCUUUUGCGAGCCAAAGACAAACUGAAAGAUGUAAAUGAAAAUAUAAAGAAACUGACAGGAAGAGAUCUAGAAGAACAAAGGAAUUUUGGUCGCCGUGACUUUGCAAGUCCCGAUGGAAGAGGUCGAGGAAGGUUCUCCAACCUUGUCCGGCGUCGAUCUGACGAUGGCCCAGCGGCAAAAAGAAGAGGUCUUGGAGGAGCUUUUGCCAGACUGGGCCUGCCGGUGGGGAUGGCACAGCGUCGACAGCAGGAGGACAGCGGGGAGGAGGACGACGGAGAGGACAAGCCCGCAAUUGCCUCAGCUGUUGUAGCUGCAGCCGGAGCCAAGAGAUCUCGACGGGACAUGAUGCAGGAGCAGAGCCAGGACAGGCAGGGCAUGGCCAGAAACAAGAGGAUGUUCGGCCUCCUCCUUGGAACACUGCAGAGGUUUAAACAUGAAGCCAAGGAAAACAAGGACAAGGAGGAGCAGAGGAAGAAGAUUGAGGAGAAACUGGAGUCGAAGGCCAAGCAGGAGAAGGCCCGACUUGUCCAGGAGAAGAAACAGCUGGUGCAGGAAUUUGAGCAGGAGCAGGCAAAGAUACAUCGACUUGAACAGAAGAUGGAGCUGGUCAGACAGCAUGACAACUGGGCCAUGGAGACCAAGAAGUUGGAGAACUUCAUCUGCACCAAGACCAAACCUCAGAUAUUUUACCUGCCCAGAGGUCUGAUCAGCUCCACUGAGACCAAGCUGAAGGAAACCAAAGCUGUUGUAGACAAGAUGAUUAAGGACAGACGAGCCAAGUUGGAGGAGGAGAUCGAGGACAUGAUGACGCGCGAGAUUGAGAGGGAGGAGAGACUGAGGGCACGCAGGGAGAGUGGGGAGGGAGUGAGGGGAGGGGCGCGACGACAGGAAGAAGAACAGGAGGACCUGGAGGAGGACGAGGACGACCAGGAUAAGUUUGAUCAGAUUGAAGAGAAUGAGGUGGUGCUGGAGGAGAGGAAGAAUGGUGAGGGGGAAGUUGGGGCCGGUGAUGAAAGGAGGGUGGAUGUGAGGCAGGUGGUGGCUGCAGCAGCAGAGGAGGGAGGGGGUGACGGUGACGGAGAGGAGGCGAAGAUGGAAGGAGUGAAGGAAGGGGAGGAGGAGAAUGAGGAGGGGGAGAUUGAGUCAGAGAAGGAAAGUGGUGAGUUGGAGAAGGAAAGAAGGCGUGUGAAGAGUGGUGAGGAUGGAGAGAAGAAAGGGGUGGAAAGGAAGUCAAAGGAUGGACAGAAAAACAGUAGGUCCACGGAUGGAGAGAAAGUUAGUAGCAGGUCAAGUGAUGGAGAGAAAGACAUAAGUAGGGCAAAGGAUGGAGAGAAAGACAUAGUUAGGCCAAGUGACAAUGAGAAAGCUAGAAAUAGGUCAAGUGAUGGCGAGAAAGCUAGAAGUAGGUCAAGUGAUGAUGAAAAAGCUAGAAGUAGGUCAAGGGAUGGAGAGAAAGCUAGAAGUAGGUCGAAGGAUGGGAAAGACAGAAGUAGUUCAAGGGAUGGGAAAGCUAGAAGUAGGUCAAAGGAUCGGAAAGCCAGAAGUAGGUCGAGGGAUGGGAAAGACAAAAAUGUGUCUAAAGAUGAUAAAGAACAGACUCAGUCAACCAAGGACAGAAGUAAAUCAACAGAGGGAAAAGAUAAGAGUAGUGAGAGGGAGAGGAGAAAGAGUGGUGCAAAGGAGAGAGAAAGGCGGCGGUCCAGAAGUAGAAGUCGUAGCAGAGACCGUGAGAGGAAGAGAGAAAGGCGGAGUGAUAAGGAUGGAGAGAAGGAGAAUAGGAAAAGCAAGCAUGAUGAGGACCGCAGCAAGAGGAGAAGUGAGAGGAAGGAGAGGAGGAGGAGGAGUUCCGAGAGGGACAGAAGCAGGGAUAGGACGGACGAGAAAAAGAGAAAGGUGGAUGAGGAAACUAGACACGCUAAGGACGAUAAGGGCAGGCGAUUGAGUGAUCCACGAGAUGAUGAUAAGAGUAAAGAUGGAGGGGCUAAAGAUGGGGAGGUCAAGGACUUGGAGGAGGGGGAGGUGGAGGAGGAGCGACGGACAGUUGACCAGGAGACCAGGCAGGAGAAGCCAUCGGAUUGAACCACCUCCCAGAGCAGGGUGCACUUGUAGAUACCGCGGAGCCAAGGAUGUUGCAUAUUUUUAAAUUAAGCAUGUUAGUUUUUGUAGAAAGUGUGUCCACAGAAAUGGCUGAAUGAUAAAUUCACAGAAUAGAUUCUGUUGAUCGGUGAAUGAAUUUGUGUCAAGAUGUUUCUCUCAAACAUGUUUUAGGGUUGAGAGUUUUCAAAUGUCUCUGAAGAUUUAAAUAUUGAAUGGACGAUUCUGAGAUUUGACAGGAAUCAUGAACAUUCUUGCAUCAGGAACCACUUUAUUGGAGUAUAUUUUAAUCAGCUUGUUUCACUGAUAUCAGCUCAUUAAUAUGGAAAUCAGUGGACAUUAACUGAGACACUUGUGGACUGAGUGUAUGUUAGCUGUUUUAGAAUCAGGUUAUUAACUCAUACACGUUGUUCUGCAUCUUACUGGAUCAUCUUCAUCAGAAUCAUGCAUUCAUCUAGUAGACAUGAACCUUGGUUACCUACCAUUCACACUGUUAACAUGGACAUCAAGCCAACAUCUGGUUACUUUUCAGGUAUGAAUCAAAUUACUGGAGGUUGGUUUGGGCAGGCAGAUGUUUACAAACUGUGUAAUGAACAUAGAUCCCAUCCUCUGUGUUGACUUGGACAGUAUGGAUGCUGACUGACGGACGGACGGACGGAGGGACCGACUGACCGACAUCUGUGACCGGGACCUAGAUCACUGUAGGCUGACUUGAACCAACUGCCCAUCACAUUAACAUCAAUGGACAUCCCAGAUCUUAGAUGAUUAUCAGUAGAUGUGUUACAUAGUGACAUCUUAAGGUCACCUUCCACAUCUUUGGCAUCUCCUAUACUUUAACCUCUUCAACUACUUUACACAAAGGUCUGUGUACUCCUGUCUACCAUUCUCCAAGUAGUGAAUAGAUUAGUUUUCAUGCUGUGAUAUGUUCCACUGUCCUCUGUUGAUAACUACAUACAGCAUGGGUACUGUGGGGUGGAAGAUGGGAUUAUCCAAGUGGUGUCUGGCUGUCCAUGCGGGGAUACGUGUAGCGUCUACUGGAGAUAGAGUAGCAUGUAAAGUGCUGAAUGGGAUGUCCGCGUACAUUUCAAUGAAUAUUGCAUUUGAAGGAAAGUAACUUUGAUAUGUUAACGAGAACUGAUUGGUUGUGAUCAGUUAUUCAACCAAAUACGUCAAGUAUAAUAAACCAAGUUUAAGUAAGUUCAUUUAGUGCAUUUUUGGAAGUGUUUUAUGAAUGUGUUAAGGACUGCCUUUAAAGCCUUCAGGAUUGAAUAUGAGUAUUCAUGUUUCAUACUGAAUUGGCAGUAUUGUCCACUUACAAAAGUCUUCAUAAAUAUAAUUCCGGUCCUGCCCAAAUGUAAUUUAGAUGUAGAUAUUGUUAGGAAAAGAUGAGCAUAAAAAUGAUAUUGCAUAUAGUCCUUUUGUAUUUUCAUAGUGUUCUAUAAUAUAUCAAGGUAUAAGUUUGUCAGUAAUGAAGUGAUGAAUUCAUUCCCAGUUAGAUGUUUCUCGGAAACAUAUCAUUUGCUUGUUCACGUUCAGCUUGUUCCUCUUGUAGUGAUUGUCCAGUGAAGCUUAUGUUCUCAGGCUUAAUCGCAAUGGUUUGUAACUUGUGUUUUUGGCAUAAUGUCUUAUUUUCGUUCAUUUUCACCUUUUCAUUUCUCAGAUAUGUAUUAACGCGCCAAAUUUAUAAGAAAUAAAUAUGUAAGAAUAGA